Phialemonium atrogriseum is the source of this 3006-nucleotide messenger RNA. Its product is annotated as amidase signature domain-containing protein. NCBI's taxonomy places the organism in Eukaryota, Fungi, Ascomycota, Sordariomycetes, Cephalothecales, Cephalothecaceae. The coding region runs from base 1 to 3006 and encodes 1001 amino acids. The transcript has 8 exons. The record is from RefSeq and is a predicted model, not a curated record.
AUGGCUUCACAAUCCUCUAUCUCUGCAUCGGCUGGAGAUUGGCAGAGCAAGGUGGCCGAGAAACGGGCCAGUUGCCAGAAGGCCAUACCGGAAGCAUGGACCCUCCCCCAGUCGCUCCUAGAGACCCUGCCGGAGCGAUCGGACCUGUGGAAGACCAAGGUCAACAUGAUUUCGCUGGACAUACCCCGCCGCUCCGGCAUCUUGACAGAGAGGGAGCUUGAAAUCACGGAAUCGCACAACGUAUCAGGUUUACUUGAAGGCCUUGCAUCCGGCAAAUUCACGUCUUCCGAGGUGACGCUGGCUUUCUCGAAACGAGCGGCAAUUGCGCAGCAACUGACAAACUGUUUGACGGAAACGUUCUUCGAACAGGCCCAGGAGAGAGCACGAUACCUGGAUGACUUGCGCGGUAAGGGCAAGCUGGCCGGGCCCCUUCACGGGCUGCCGGUGAGUCUCAAAGACACAUACCAGGUUGAGGGUACGCAAGCGACCAUCGGUGCCGUGGCCUAUCUAGAUCGGACGUCGAAGGAGAACUCUGCCUUGGUGGACAUUCUGCUCGGGUUAGGGGCGGUCCUCUACGUCAAGACCAACAUAUCCCAGGUAUUGAUGACCGUGGAUUCCGAUAACAAUGUUUUUGGGCGCGUGUUGAACCCGUGGAAUACCAUGCUUACGGCUGGGGGAUCAAGCGGUGGAGAAGGCGCCCUGGUUGCAUUCCGGGGAUCGCCGCUCGGGGUUGGCACCGAUCUUGCGGGGUCUAUCCGGAUCCCGUCCCUGUGUUGCGGGACGUACGGAUUCAAACCAUCGGCUGGCAGAAUUGCGUACGGAAGACAAGUCAUGCCUCUCAACGCGGGCAUCGGAGCCAUCUUGCCGUCGGCUGGCCCGUUCGCGAACGACAUGGAGGCCCUCCAAAUUUUCAUGAAAGCUGUCAUCGACGCCAAGCCAUUUCGCCACGAUGCCACAGCCAUUGACGUACCAUGGAGACGCAUCAACGGACCACUGCGACCCAAGCUACGCCUGGGGCUCCUCCCCGAAGACCCGCUUUUCCCACUCCACCCGCCCGUGAAGGAAACAGUCGCAAAGGCAGUACAGAUACUGCAAUCACACGGGCACGAGGUGAUGGUUCUGGACGCGGCCGAAUGCCACGUAGCGGCGGCGAAUCAGGUGGCUGGAGGGCUUCUCUCCCUAGACAACACCCCCAGAGAGAUCAUAGCAUCCGGCAGCGAACCGGCCGUGCCAUCGAUGGGAAUGCUCGCCGAACAAAUGGGAAGUAUUGCCUGGAACUUUGUACCGGACCUCAGCGCGAUGGAUGGGCUCCAAAAGUUCGGAACGCUGCAAAACAAGCGGGCAGAAAUCGUCGAGGCUUGGCGGAAACUCUGGGCCAGGCACGACCUUGAUGCGGUGAUUUCGCCGUCGGCGCAGAACACAGCGGUAGAGCACGACCGGUAUAGCUGGCCAGCGUAUUCGACUUUCUUGAAUGCUCUCGACUAUCCGGCAUGCAUCAUACCCUUCGGUAAGGCGACAAAAAGUGAACUGGAAUUUACCAGGAAGCCAGGCCAAGGCACCCCUGCAUAUAACCCGGAAGUCGUGGAGGGGGCUCCUUGCUCGAUCCAGAUAUUCACCAGUCGGAUGCGCGAUGAAGAGUGUCUAGCGGUGGCGGGGGUCGUUGAUGCCGCUGUGAAUGGAUGCCAGAUGGGACACAGUGCGAGCGCUGCCUCCGACUGCAGCACGUCUGCGAAACCAUCAGGCCGAAGGGCAGACCAGGGAGGAAGCCAGGAGUACGUGGUAUGUGGCGGCCUACGCCAGAACUCCGAUCACACCGAAAUGGCAGACCCGACGACGGCCGCCUCUUGUACGCUCGGGCCGGACGCCGAAUGCGGAGCAAUGGCCACCGACGUGCCGACGGGCGACCAGCAGCUGGUCCAGCGCCUCUUGUUUCAGGGCGAUCUGCUGGACAUGUUUUCGGUAGGCUCCAGCUUCAGCGACAGGGCGCGCCAACAAAUAAUCCCACACCUACUGCUGUCCAAGACGACGCUCCUAGACGGGCUUCUAGCCUGCGCCAUUUCGUGGGUGGGCGACGUCGACGACGGCCAGGCCAACCCAGGCCGCCUGAGCAUUUGCUAUCGGUACGCCUCGUCGGCUCUGGCCACGCUGGCGUCGCUCCAGGUCAUCGACUCCCAGACCAUGACCGACUGCCUGAUGCUCGGCGCGCUGAUCUCGACGUUUGCCGUGAGGCUGCGCCUCAACGACAUCCUGGCCAUCUGCGGCCGGACGCUGGGCCUCAUCGAGCCCGUCUACGCCGCCAGCGACCCGGCCCCGCCCGAGCUGCGCGUGUUCCUGGGCUGCAUGGUCAUGUGGGAGCUCCGCGGCUGUCUGUUCAGCUGCGCGGUGCCCACGCUGCGCUUCCGGCCGCCCGCCGAGGCGUACGCCGACCGCCACGCCGGCCUGUGCGCCACCCUGCUGCCGCUGUUGCACGACAUCUGCAAGGUAAGCCACGCGCUGGCGCACGGCAAAACGGGCGAUGCGGAUGUCCUGGAGGACCUCGAUGCCGUCGAGCGGUCGGUGCGCCAGUGGCAGCCGGAGGUGCCGGAGGACUUCACCACCCGCUUCAAUGCGAUCGAGGUCGCCCACAUGCUCUGCCAGGCGCAGGUCAUGCGGCUGGCGGCGCUGCUGGUGACCCAUCGCCUUCGGUACCCGUUUGGCGUGAACGAUGGGCCGGCGCAAGUCUUGUCGAUGACCAUCUUGACUCAGCUCGAAAUGACCCUCGCCGCCACGAAGCAGCCCGUCCGAUGCAUCGAUCUGGCGCUGCUGGUCGCGUGUCUCGAGCUGAAGGAGACUGGGCGCCAGAAGUGGCUCCUCGACAUCGCCACAUUCGCCGGAUUCUCGCCGCAGUUUGGGGAGCAUGUACAGGGCACGCUGAUGUCUUUUUGGGCGGCCAUGGAUUUGUUUGAGACGAUUUCGUGGAGUGAUUUGACUGCGUUAGGCUCUCCCUUCCUGCGGAAUCCAUUAUAA